Messenger RNA from Brassica oleracea var. oleracea, 767 nucleotides. Its product is annotated as auxin-induced protein 15A. The record is from RefSeq and is a predicted model, not a curated record. Gene Ontology annotation, biological process: response to auxin. Lineage: Eukaryota; Viridiplantae; Streptophyta; Magnoliopsida; Brassicales; Brassicaceae. Bases 64 to 381 code for a protein of 105 amino acids. The transcript has a single exon.
AAUUGCAGCCAUUCCCAUUCAUCAAAGUUAUGAAAAAGUGAGAGUAUCUAUACAAAAUAUAUAAUGGGGAUAAAGAUAGCAAGUAAGGCGCAGACAGAAAAAGUGGCAGCACCACUGAAGCAGAUGCUGAAGAGAUGCUCAAGCUUACUGAAGAAGGGCAAAGAAGAGGUGCCUAGGAAGGGACAUUUCGCUGUCUACGUGGGGCAAUCCAGAUCUCGUCACGUCAUCCCCAUCACACACCUCAAUCAUCCAAUCUUCCAGAUGAUGCUGCAUGAAGCGGAGAAAGAGUUUGGGUUCAGGCAAGAGAGAGGCAUCACCAUUCCUUGCGACCAAAAUAUAUUUCUCUUUCUCUUGGACAUCAUAUCAAAUCUCACUAGCUAGUUCAUAGUUUGAGUUUCCUCCCAUUAUAAGCGGAAUAGUUACUACGGAUGCACAACCCUCUUUUUUUCUCAUGGACAUCCUUGGGUUCCACGUUACUCCACAUGUGUGUCUGUCUCUAUAAACAUAUGGAUGAUCGAUGAUCAUGAUUGAAGCUAACCUGGUCUCUUCAACACUCAUAUAUCAACAACUCAUUACAAGAUAUUUCAGCAUUAAUUUAUUGAUGACUGUUCUUGUUGUGAUACAAAUAUCGUAAAUGUUGCGGUUAAACUUAUAUUUUGUUUUACUCUUUACAUUUUAUAGCCAUAACAUGUAAAGGAUAAAUAUUUAUCGCCCUCCAUAGACGUUUUCAUUCGUCUCGCCAUAUGAGAUGAGAGAGCUGCUAUCAA